Molecule: messenger RNA, 1172 nt
Organism: Prunus avium (sweet cherry)
Lineage: Eukaryota; Viridiplantae; Streptophyta; Magnoliopsida; Rosales; Rosaceae
Product: E3 ubiquitin-protein ligase RMA1H1
Biological process (GO): ubiquitin-dependent protein catabolic process
Cellular component (GO): endoplasmic reticulum
Molecular function (GO): ubiquitin protein ligase activity; metal ion binding
Source: RefSeq, a predicted model, not a curated record
AGCAAAGUGGCUCAUGGCUUUAUCAUUAAUCUAAUAAUCUAUUCCCGAAGACGUAAUAUGUUUUGUCUCUAUAUAUACUCCCACACCCAUGCCUCUUUCCUCUCAUCUUUCUCAUUCGUCUCAAUACCCACCAACGCUCCUUUCUUCUCUCUGAUUCUCUCUGUUCCGCCAUUGAAGCUCUGUUACCAAAGCUCUUAAUUACGCACUCACAGCUUUCAUACACAAAGAAUAGCCAAAACCCACUCCUCAAAUACUCCUGAUUUCGGCAGCUAAGAAAUACCACUUUCUCGAUCAGUUAAGAUGGCCCUAGAGCAGCACUUUCCAGAGGCUAUGAUUCAAAAUGACUCCAUUGGACAAGAUAAAUGUUCCUUAGAAAAAUGGAACUCUGUUUCUGAUGAAGUCACAGACUCUGAAAACAAAUCCUGUGGUAACUUCGACUGCAGCAUAUGCUUAGACUCUGUGCACGAACCAGUAGUCACCCUCUGCGGCCACCUCUUCUGCUGGCCUUGCAUAUACAAGUGGCUUCAGUUCCAGAGCCCGUCUUCGGAAUACCAAGAUGAGCAAAAACAGCCGCAGUGCCCUGUAUGCAAAGCUGAAGUCAAUGAAUCUUCUCUAGUCCCACUCUACGGUCGGGGCCAAACGACAAAGCCUACAAAGCCCUCCAAAGGCAAGGCUUCCCAUCUUGGUAUAGUCAUUCCGCGAAGGCCUUUUCGUCCUUGCGGGGUUGACACACCACGAACAGCCGGUACCCCCACCAGUCCAUACGUUACUCCUCAACUCCAUCAUCGGAGUUCUCCCUACAGUUCACAACUAAACACUCCACAACAAGGCAGUAACACUGCUUUACCGAUGCAAAGCCCUGUUGGCACCACCACAAUGAAUCCAGUAGUUGGAAUGUUCGGCGAAAUGGUAUACGCAAGGGUCUUUGGUAACUCAAUGACAAACUUAUACACUUAUUCAAAUUCGUACAAUCUUGCCGGGAGCGGUAGUCCAAGGGUUAGAAGGCAUGUAAUGCAGGCUGAUAGGUCGCUCAGCAGAAUAUGUUUUUUCCUCUUCUGUUGCUUUAUGUUGUGCCUUCUUUUGUUCUGAGCACAAUUGUAGCUCCAUCCCCUACUCAUUGUAUACCUGUAAAAUUGAGUAUAAGAAAUAUGAAAGGCGCGCGGAUUCAACCA